AUGGCUGGAGCACAAAGCGACUUCCCCAUUGAUCUCAAGAAGUUCAAGUCGUUGACGCUCGAUCCGUCCGUACCGACUUUGACGGCAGAGCAGAAGGCAGAUUUGCAGGCAAACAUCACGCUAUUGAGGGAUGCGAUUGUGUUGUUCACUGCUACAGGGGCUGCCAGGGGCGUUAGCGGACACACGGGCGGCGCUUUUGAUACCGUUCCCGAAGUCUGUAUCCUGUUGGCCUUGUUCAACUUCUCAGAUAAAUUCUACCCCACCGUUUUCGAUGAAGCUGGACAUCGUGUCGCGACGCAGUACAUCCUUGCCGCGCUAGAUGGAUCGCUUCCAGCGGAACACCUCCUCCACUAUCGCGAAGCUAACUCUAAACUCCCCGGCCACCCGGAACUCGGCUUAACUCCGGGCGUCAAGUUCUCCUCUGGGCGUCUUGGACAUAUGUGGCCCAUGGUCAACGGUGUUGCCCUUGCACACAAGGACAAGACCGUAUUCUGCUUGGGAUCGGACGGCUCGCAGCAAGAGGGUAACGACGCUGAGGCUGCUCGCCUCGCAGUCGCACAGAAGCUCAAUGUCAAGCUGCUCAUCGACGAUAACGACGUGACUAUCGCGGGCCAUCCGUCGGAGUACCUCAAAGGCUACGACGUCUCAAAGACACUCGCUGGACACGGCCUGAAAGUCAUCACCGUCGAAGGCGAAGACAUCGACUCACUCUGGGGAGGUAUCGCUGAAAUACUCAGCCAUGACGGCCCAGCAGCUGUUAUCUCCAAGCGUCUCAUGGCUCCAGGAAUCGCCGACAUCCAGGGCAGCUCCCAUGGCCACGACGUCAUCCCAGUCAAGUCUGCUAUCAGCUACCUCGCCAGCCGUGGCUACCCAGACUCCAUGGCUGGAGGUAUCCUCAACAACAUCAAAGCCACCCCAUCACCCAUCAUUUACACCGGCUCUACAAAGGAAGUAGGCGCGAACCGUGUGGUAUUCGGUGAAGCCGUCAACUUGGUGCUCGAUAAGCUGGGGAAAGAGGAGGCCGCGAAGAAGGUCAUGGUCAUUGACACCGAUCUUGAAGGUUCCACCGGGUUGAAGGUGAUUCACCAGAAACACCCAGAGGUUUUCGUUCCUUCUGGGAUCAUGGAACGCGGAAACUUCUCCGCCGCCGCCGGCUUCGGCUUCGACGCAGACAAAUUCGGCGUGUUCUCGACAUUCUCUGCUUUCCUGGAGAUGGUCAUUUCCGAGGUUACCAUGGCACGGCUGAACAACUGCAAUGUCCUCUCGCAUUUCUCACAUUCCGGUGUUGAUGAGAUGGCGGACAACACCUGCCACUUCGGGAUCAACUCCUUCUUCGCCGACAAUGGUCUCUCCGAUGUCCAAUCGUGGCUAUAUUUCCCCGCUGACGCCAGCCAAAUGAUCGCGGUUAUCCAGCGCGUCUUCUUUGAGCGCGGAAUCCGCUUCGUGUUCUCCACCCGUUCCAAAGUCCCUUGGAUCCUCAAGGAAGACGGCACGCGUUUCUUCGAAGGGAAUUACCAGUUCGUUCCGGGUAAGGACGAGGUCAUCGCAGAAGGCACCGCUGGAUACGUGGUGUCGUUCGGAGAGAUGUUGUAUAGGAGUUGGGACGCGGUUCUGCGGUGCAGGAAGGAGGGCUUGGACGUUGGGUUGAUCAACAAGCCCACCUUGAACAUCGUGGAUGAGGAGAUCAUCAAGAAGGUUGGGAGUUCACCUUUCGUCCUUAUCGUCGAAUCGUUCAACCAAAAUACUGGUCUCGGUUCUAAAUACGGUACUUGGCUGCUGGAACGCCAAUUGACUCCAAAAUACAAGUAUAUGGGUACCACGAAGGAGGGCUGUGGAGGUCUUUGGGAGCAAAUUCCUCAUCAAGGCCUUGAUCCUGAGUCUAUCCGCCGUGAAAUCAAGAAACUCGCAGUGAACUGA
This is a messenger RNA of Pleurotus ostreatus (oyster mushroom), 1917 nucleotides long. RefSeq lists its product as uncharacterized. NCBI's taxonomy places the organism in Eukaryota, Fungi, Basidiomycota, Agaricomycetes, Agaricales, Pleurotaceae. The coding region runs from base 1 to 1917 and encodes 638 amino acids. The record is from RefSeq and is a predicted model, not a curated record. Gene Ontology annotation, molecular function: catalytic activity. The transcript is spliced from 15 exons.